Molecule: messenger RNA, 1143 nt
Organism: Echinococcus granulosus
Lineage: Eukaryota; Metazoa; Platyhelminthes; Cestoda; Cyclophyllidea; Taeniidae
Exons: 11
Coding region: 1-1143 (380 amino acids)
Source: RefSeq, a predicted model, not a curated record
AUGUGCCUUUUCACUUCCUGGAUAAUUAUAACUGACUACGAAAGGGGACAGAAUGGAGAAGAGAUCAUUGUUGUCAGACAACCCUUCAAGUGUAAUUUUCCACACCGAGGCAGGAAAGCUGUUGGAAGAUUAAAAGUCAGUACCAACAAAAUAAGUAAUGACGACGAAACUUAUGCAAUACAAUCUGAAAGGUCACAUAACCUCCGUGAGUAUGAAUAUGAAGCAAGACCUACAGCACAAGGUACAUUACUGCUUGAAGGGCAGAUUAGACAGUCGGGAAAUAAAAGUGCAUACAUGGAAACGGAGGUGACUAGAGCUAAGUUGUUUGUCUCCAGAGACAAAACAGGCUUACUCAAAACCAAAAGCAAUAAACUCACAAGUUUCCUUGCGUGCAAAGACCACAAUUUGACGCAAGCUGCAACAAAGGCGCCUCUUGAAUACUUGAAUAUAUAUGCUGCAAUUUUUCGUGGUCCAAAUUUAUUUUUCACAAUUUUAAUGAUAGCUGAGACCUUUUUAAGGCAAAAAACUGACACUUUACGAAAUUUGGCUGCCAUACAGAAAGGAAGUGCCUUACACACUGUAUCCGGUUGUGUUAAGUCCUCUCGGUUGGAGCGUGGGCGCGGAGAAAAACACUGUCAAAGUACUUGGCUGACUGUUCAUAAAGCACACUCACUCUUCCGUGUUGUGAUGAUCCACAAACUACAACAUUUCAUUAACACAUACCAAAAUUUAUCGCUAAAUGUACUUGCUAAUUUGGUUAAUUUAUCAACUUUUAUAUCUCUAGAAAAAGCCUUUUUGCUUCUUGUAAACUUCAAUGUAAUGCUUACGACUAUAUAUACCUUCACUCUACUAAAUCGUCCUUUAUGUUCAGUCGCCACAUCAUCGAAUAUGCCACUCCAAAAAAGCCCGGUGAUAUGGAACUCGUUUUUACUUGUUUCAGGAACAGAGUUUAAUUUAUUGCUGGAACUGUGGCUACCGGUUUGUGACCGUCCCCCAUGGAACAAGGAGGAGGGUUUUUCUUCUCAAACGAACGAACGUGUAAAUCAUAAAUUUUCUAUCAUAAAAUACUUAUUUUCAAUCAGUAGUAUCUCCGUCUUCCCCAAAUCACCGCUAGUUUCAAAAAAAAUAGCACUUUACUUUUAA